AUGGCCCCAGGAACUCAGCGUGAUGAUCUGACUCAAAAAACGGCCGAGAAGCCAGCGGAAAAAUCCGUCGGAAACUCCGGAGACCCGCCCGAAAAGGAACCAAAGGGGAUGAAACCUGAUCCUGAUGACCCGCCACCAAAAGGACCAUGGGGGGACCGUGGUGUCACUUCACCUAAAGCUGGAACAAAGAAGCCGCCCCAGAAGGAUUCGAGUCUGAAUGUCAGGAUCAAUUUGGACCUCAGGGCUGAUGUCGCUCUGGAACUUCACGCCGUUAUACAGGGUGAUAUUACGAUUGGGCUAUUUUAA
Molecule: messenger RNA, 306 nt
Organism: Penicillium riverlandense
Lineage: Eukaryota; Fungi; Ascomycota; Eurotiomycetes; Eurotiales; Aspergillaceae
Exons: 2
Coding region: 1-306 (101 amino acids)
Source: RefSeq, a predicted model, not a curated record